This is a messenger RNA of Echinops telfairi (small Madagascar hedgehog), 1340 nucleotides long. RefSeq names its product family with sequence similarity 32 member A (gene FAM32A). The transcript has 4 exons. The record is from RefSeq and is a predicted model, not a curated record. Gene Ontology annotation, cellular component: nucleolus. Lineage: Eukaryota; Metazoa; Chordata; Mammalia; Afrosoricida; Tenrecidae. Bases 31 to 366 code for a protein of 111 amino acids.
CAGUUCCCCUCCUGGGUUCGGGUAGCUCCCAUGGCGGCCUACGAGCAGGUCCAGAAGGGACCCCUGAAGUUGAAAGGCGUCGCAGAGCUCGGCGUAACUAAACGGAAGAAGAAAAAGGACAAAGACAAGGCGAAACUUCUGGAAGCGAUGGGAACGAACAAAAAGAACGAGGAGGAGAAGCGACGCGGCCUGGACAAGCGGACCCCGGCCCAGGUGGCCUUCGAGAAGAUGCAGGAGAAGCGGCAAAUGGAAAGGAUCCUGAAGAAAGCGUCUAAAACCCACAAGCAGAGAGUGGAGGACUUCAACAGACACCUGGACACGCUCACGGAGCACUAUGACAUCCCCAAAGUCAGCUGGACCAAGUAGCCACUCAGCCCCUGGGUUUGGCGUGGCCUCCAGGAGAAGCAGGACCCAGAGCUGGGGUUGAGCCUGGUCCCUUUGGCAUUUUCCAGAAGCAUUCUCGUACCUGUGCCUGUGCGUGAGACUGUCUGCUCCUUCUGGACUUUGAUUAAAAUAAGACUGUCCUCUCACUCGAUCCUGGUUUCUCAGUGGCCCACAGAAGAUAGCACCAUUUGAGUGUGGACUCAAAAGCCCGGCAGGUGUAGCUAGAGGCUCCCGUUUCCCUGUAAGUGCCACGUAAGAAUAGUUAGUUCUCCGAGUUGCAUUUAAACCUCUGAAGACAGCCAGCUCUCUGUGCUAAGAUAAAACGGACUCCCAUUAGCUUGGGGCUUAAGCUGCCCCAUCCAGGACCUGGGAAGCCAUUCACAGCUACCACCUCGACAGCCCUCCUGCCUGACAGGACAGAUGCCUAUGGGAAGGAUGGAGCAUCCCACCUGGUCCCUUUCUGAGCCCAUAACUAGUUUGCCACUCGUGUCCCAGUUUCCCCAUUCCAGAUAUUUCUAAUGGAUGUCACCGUGGCUGCCGUGCAGGCAUUCCUGAUCAGGCAUAGCUGUCACUGGUGGAGCCCAGAAACCACCUGACUCACCACUCACCCCGGGCCCCUAGCAGUCCCCAAGUAGUUAAGCAGAGUUAUUCUGGCACAGGACCAGGAAGAGCCUGUUGCGGUGACAGGGCCAGUGCUGAACCCUAGCAGGCAGACAAGUGUAAUCAAAUGGGAGCGCCCCCCCCCCCCACAAAAAAAGGGAGGCCCCCGUGACUGGCAAUGGGGGUAAGGGUCUCGGGGCCUGUGUUUAUUGGGUGAGGUGCAACCUGUGUACUCUACUGGAGGUGCUUCUGUGAGGCAGCUCUGGGAAAGGUAGCAAAAGAAGAGGUACAAAGCAAGUGCUGAACUCGAAGCCUUUUGUGUGUCAACUGCAGAAUAAAGUUACAUGAUUAUGAAA